Messenger RNA from Pochonia chlamydosporia 170, 2637 nucleotides. RefSeq names its product beta-xylosidase. Gene Ontology annotation, cellular component: plant-type cell wall. NCBI's taxonomy places the organism in Eukaryota, Fungi, Ascomycota, Sordariomycetes, Hypocreales, Clavicipitaceae. Bases 1 to 2637 code for a protein of 878 amino acids. The transcript has a single exon. The record is from RefSeq and is a predicted model, not a curated record. Gene Ontology annotation, biological process: xylan catabolic process; arabinan catabolic process. Gene Ontology annotation, molecular function: xylan 1,4-beta-xylosidase activity; alpha-L-arabinofuranosidase activity.
AUGGUGAAAACCUACCUCAUUUACUCCCUUUUUGCAGGGCUCCCGGCCCAUGUCGCUGGAGCCAACGUAAAGCUAUCCCAACCCGACUGUAGUCGAGACCCGCUCGGCAGCACCUCUGUCUGCGAUACCUCUCUGAGCCCGGACCAGCGCGUUGCAAAGUUCAUCAGCCGGUUCACCCUUCAGCAAAAGGUCGACAAUCUGUUCUACCGAGCUCCAGGUGUUUCGAAUCUAGGCCUUCCUGCGCACAGGUGGGGUUGCGAAGCCCUUCACGGCGUGGCUGGUGGUGAAGUUUUCUUCGAAGGUCGCAAUGCAAACUUUUCCUCGGCAACUAGUUUUCCCAUGCCAAUUCUCACGGGAGCAGCCUUCGAUGAUGAUCUCGUCCACCGCGUUGCGAGCGUUAUUGGCAAGGAGGGCCGAGCUUUUGCCAAUAGCGGACAUUCUGGCUUCGACUUCUGGGCCCCUAACAUCAACCCAUUUAGAGAUCCAAGAUGGGGAAGAGGCAUGGAGACACCCGGAGAAGAUGCUUUCCGCGUUCAGAACUACGCAUACAGCCUUAUUACCGGUCUUCAGGGAGGUGUCAACCCCAAGGAGAUGCAGGCUCUUGCCGCCUGUAAGCAUUAUGGUGUUUACGACGUUGAAGGUGGUCGAUUCGGAAAUAACAUAAACCCCACGCCACAAGAUCUCUCCGACUAUUACAUGCCUCCUUUUAAGACUUGCGCCCGAGACGCUAGGGCUAGCGGGGUUAUGUGUUCAUACAGCAGCGUUAACGGUGUCCCAUCUUGCGCCAGCCAGUACUUACUUCAGACAUUGCUCCGAGAACAUUGGGGAUGGUCUGAACCUCACCAGUGGGUCGUCUCAGAUUGUGGCGCCAUCGAAAACGUCGCCACCAGUCAUGGCUAUGUCAAGGGUGGUGCCAACGCAGCAGGUGUAUCUCUCAAUGCUGGAACGGAUCUUAUGUGCGACGACUUUUAUACAUACCUCAAAAGCGCUGUCGACGAUGGCGUUACUACCGAGCGGACGAUUGACAAGUCACUUGCGCGGCUCUAUCACUCUUUGCUGCGGGUCGGGUACUUUAACAAACAGUCGCAGUACGCGAGGCUUGGCUGGUCAGAUGUCAAUACUGCUGAAGCUCAGUCACUUGCCCAUGAAGCUGCAUGGAAGGGCAUGACAUUGCUCAAAAACGACGGCACCUUACCCUUGCCAAAGAAAGUUGCUAAUGUCGCCGUCAUUGGCCCGUGGGCUGAUGCUACUAAAGCUAUGCAAUCGAUUUAUGCCGGCCCUGCUCCCUACUUGGUUAGCCCUCUAAUGGGUAUGCAGAAAGAAUGGAAGAACGUUCGGUUCGCUCAUGGCGCCGAUAUGUACAGCAGCAACACUGGCGGAUUUGAUGAGGCGAUUAAGCUUGCUAAGUCGUCCGACUACAUCAUAUACUGUGGUGGUUUUGAUUCAAAAGUUGAGAUUGAGGACCGCGAUAGGGGUGAUCUUAACUGGCCCGGCGUGCAGCUGGAUCUCAUAUCUCGACUGUCUGCCCUUGGCAAGCCAUUGAUCGUUGUCCAGUUCGGCGGUGGCCAACUCGACGAUUCUACUCUCUUGUCCAAUCCCAAGGUCAAUGCAAUUGUCUGGGCCGGCUACCCCGGACAGGAGGGUGGCAAUGCGCUUCGAGAUGUGCUGGAUGGAACGAAGUCUAUUGCGGGCAGACUCCCCGUCACGCAGUACCCCAACGACUACGUGAAGCAACGUAACAAGCUCGAUCCUGUGCUGCGGCCACAUAAAGAAACUCCCGGGAUAACGUACAAAUGGUUUGACAAGCCGGUCUUGCCGUUUGGAUACGGGAAGCAUUACACCUCAUUCGGAUUUUCCUGGAAGUCUCGUCCAAAGGCCACUUACACUAUCUCUAAUCUCAUAAAAGCUCCGUCUGGUCUAGCCCUUGAGAAGGCUCCUUUUGCGACCGUGUCCAUUGACGUGACGAAUACUGGCAAAGUCAUGUCCGAUUAUGUUGGCAUGCUAUUCCUGUCUACCCAAAACGCCGGCCCAAAGCCAUACCCAUUGAAGAGUCUUGUGGCAUAUGGCCGCCUACACGAUAUUAACGCCGGCCAGGCCAAGGCCCUUACCCUGACUAUCCCGCUAGGACAACUUGCGCGCGCAGACGAGAAUGGCAACAUGGUUAUCUACCCUGGUGACUACGAGCUUCGUCUGGAUCUGCCGGAGCUACAAAGUGGUGUUAACAACUUUGCUCCACUAAGAUUUCGCCUCACUGGCGGGCCAGCGACGAUCGAGACGGUGCCCAGACCGCCUUCAAACCCAGUUGCGUUAUCCUACCAGGGUUGUUACCAAGAUAACAUUCAGUCCCGGCUACUCUCCCACAAGCUCCCUGACCUACGCUCCACGAACACGCCGCAGGNCAGGAAUGCGCCAACCGAUGUUAUGAAGCCAGUUACGCUUUCGCCGGCGUCGAAUAUGGAAGGUAAGUCCGCUGUGCUUCUCCAAGUGCUGCCAGGCAACAGGCUAACGCUGAUGUGCGUCAUUAGACAAUGUUUUUGCGGAGAUUUUACAACUGGACACGUAGCUGUAGAAGAAUCUAGGUGCAACUCCAAGUGUCCUGGGAAUAAUGAAGAAUUUUGCGGCGGAGUUAAGUUGUAG